This is a messenger RNA of Coffea eugenioides, 1612 nucleotides long. Its product is annotated as malonyl-coenzyme A:anthocyanin 3-O-glucoside-6''-O-malonyltransferase-like. The record is from RefSeq and is a predicted model, not a curated record. The coding region runs from base 64 to 1500 and encodes 478 amino acids. NCBI's taxonomy places the organism in Eukaryota, Viridiplantae, Streptophyta, Magnoliopsida, Gentianales, Rubiaceae. The transcript has a single exon.
CUAUUGUUUUCUUAAUAGAAGAACAUCUUUCCAUCAAACACAAAUAGCACCAACCAAGGUAAAAUGGCUACAGCCGAUGCAGUCACCGUGCUUAACCAUUCUUUAGUGUCACCACCGUCGUCUGCGGCGGCCACUGAAAUGUCUCUUCCUUUAACAUUCCUUGAUAUGCCGUGGUUGCACUUUUCCCCCAUCCAACGCCUCGUCCUUUAUGAGGUACCUCAGCUCUCUAGAGCCCAUUUCAUCGAGCACAUCAUUCCUAAGCUUGAACAUUCACUCUCCUUGACACUCCAACAUUUUCUUCCCCUAGCCGGGAAUUUGAUAGUUCCUUCCAAUUCAAAUUCUGGCACGCCCGAAAUUCGUUACAAAAAUGGAAGUUCACUAGCACUAAUCAUUGCCGAGUGUACCACGACUGAUUUCAAUUAUCUUACAGCAAACUAUGCACGGAAUUGUCGUGAUUUUCAUCCUUUGAUUCCUGAAUUGAAACCAUCUACUGAGGAUGAUUCCGGAUCCACAGCCAGGAUUACCCCUGUUCUUGCUCUUCAGGUUACAUUAUUUCCAGACUGUGGAAUGUCUAUUGGAAUCUCAAAUCACCACACUGUCGGAGAUGCCGGCAGCAUUUUCGGAUUUAUGAAGACGUGGGCUGCUUUGAGCACCAAAUUUUUUGAAGAUAAUAUCGACAGAGAUGAUGCUGCGGCAACUCUAGUAAGUUAUUCUCCACCAUGUUACGAUAGGACUAUGAUCAAAGACACAAAGGGACUUGGCUCAAUUUUUUGGGAUCAAGGGGUCCUCCUCAUAAAGCUUUUUCAAAAUGAGAGUUCUACUGAUACUACAGCAAAACCUAUGACCAAAAAAGUUCGCAGAUCUUUUGUUAUUAGCAGAAACAAUAUUGAAAAACUCAAGAGCUUAGCCCUGCAAAAACGGCCACAAUUAGUUCAUUUAUCAUCAUUUACGGUAAUUUGUGCCCAUGUUUGGACUUGCUUGGUAAAAUGUCGUGGUCCAAGUGGAGAAUAUGUGGAUGAUGAAGAGGUGGAAUACUUUUGUUGCACGGCUGAUUGUCGACGACGUAUGGAUCCACCUUUGCCUUCCAACUAUUUUGGCAAUUGCCAAACAGUUAUUAGGAAAAAUGAAAAAAAUGGAAAGUUAAUUGGAGAAGAAGGAUUUCCAAUUGCAGUUGAGUCAAUCGGGGAGGGCAUUCAUCAGAGAUUGAAGAACAAUGAUUCACUCUUCGACGAUGCCGACACGUGGUUGCCGGGUAUUGCAGGUAUAAAUUUGGACAGGGUUGUUUCCGUGGCAGGCUCACCAAGGUAUAACUAUUACAAUCUGGAUUUUGGAUGGGGAAAGCCUAAAAAGUUUGAGUUCAUUUCGAUUGAAACUUCAGGGGCCAUUUCUCUUAGUGGGAGUAGAGAAUCAGAUGGAGAUAUUGAGGUUGGUUUAUCCCUUUCCAAGCCAAGAAUGGAUGCUUUUACUGCUAUUUUUAACAAUGGGCUUGAUUCUUUGUAGAAUUCUACGGUAAAAGUUAAUUUUGGGACACUUGUAUGUCGUUUCUGGUUUUUGGUUGCUAUUGUUAGUACUACCAAUUAUGAUAAUACAAUGAGAUUAAGUUAUUCACUGA